UCUCUCUCUCUCCCUCUCUCUCUCUCUCUCUCCACACCUCUUUUACCCUGUCCAUCCUUGCUCGUGUCCGCGCGUAUGUUUUAGCCUACAUGGUCGGUUCUGGUGGUCUGACAGGGAAAGGUUAGGAACUUUCGGGGAAACCUCUGACCCGCUUGUUUCGUCUUCACGGAGCGUAUUCUGACCCCGUUCAUUCAUCCCGUCGCUCAUCCCUCCUCUACAACCUCGUGUGUGAUUCGGGGGAGAGAGAGAAAAGACUUUUGGAGCACGUGACAAUAGCCGGAAUUCCAAUUAUUUAAUCAUUUUACCCUAUUUAUUUAUUUAUCUAAUUAUUUAUUUUAAACUCAUUUAUUUAUUUCAAGGAUCUGGACAAAUAUGAAAUUGCUGGUCGACUCCCCUUCUUCACUGCUCUUCUCGGUCCUGUUGGCUCAGCUGCCCAUAUUUACAUCGGCCUUUCCCGCCCACCCAAGGCGCCAACAUCCCGACUUUGACAAGCUGACCAAUCAGACAAGACACCUGCAGAAGUUGACUCACGACCUAAUUAAUGACCACGAGUUCGACACGGCCAUCGACCACCACAGGUUCAAGUCGCUUCCAGCCAUCAACAGCAGAGCCAAUGAUCUCAGCUCGCUGGAGCUGAAGCCCACCCUGUCCCAGCUACAUGCCGACCUUAAGUCUUUCGAGCACCACUUCGAGUGGCUGAGCAAAGCGACGCGGAAGCACCACCACUCCUCGGCACCGAAGCUCGGAGAAAUGAUCUCGCACAUCAAGAGCCUGAUCAACUCGCUGCAGCGUCAGAUGGUGCGAGUGGAAGCCCCUCGGAUCCCCAUUCCCUCUCCUUCCCUCCCUCCCCAUCCCUCCUUCCACUGGGAGAUGGACCAGUCAUCCCAGGAGCUCCUGCAGAGGUUCAGGCUCUUCUGUGACUGGGCAGCGCGAGCAUUGCUUAGCCUCAAGUCCAAGAUGCAAGCGUGAGGGCCCCUGUCAGCCCCGUAGCCAAUGACCCACUGUCUCUAUACUCCAGCCAAUGGCAUGCUCUUGAUUACACACUACAGCCAUUCCUCCGUCCCACUGCGAACCCGCCUGUGGUGUACGUGAGAUGAUCAAAUAGCGUCGGCGAGGCUGUCUGUGACACACUGCAGAAGCCGUGCAAUCGUGAGAACUCCACCUGCUUGGCAUGGUUGAACUCUAAGAACUCCACCCUCGUCAGUGUGUCAGAUCCACCUACAGCAAUGCAUACUGCAUGGCAGCCAAGGGUCGGACUCGAAUGGGCCACAUUAUUUCAUCUGAAACCUUCCUCUUCCUAUUCACUUUUUUUUUCAUUCAACCUGUUUGUUAUUUAUGUAUUUAUUUAUUUAUUGAGCAGUUAUUUAGUUAUUUAUUUGGUAUCAUUAUUUAUUUAAUUCUUGGGAAAAAAGUCAUCAUAUUUUCCCAGAUUUUUAAAGUAAAAAGGUAAAAUGUACUUCUCCUCCUCCCUCUCUCCCUACUGCGUUCCAGUCAUCCUUCCACAUAAUAUAUUCCUGGUUUAAUGAAUUGCCUUUUUGCUCAUGUCUUCUUUUCCAUCAGGAGACGUGCGUUCACAUUUGUCACAUUGGUUUCAAAGGUUUGCCACUAGAUGUAGCAAUACUGCUGGGCACGUGAGGUGUGUGUCGGUGCCCGAUGAGAGAGCUGCAAGCAGAGAGAAGUGUCACAGCACUGACCUUAGGCCUUAGGUGUUGUUUCUUCUGUCUUUUCUUCUUCUUUGCACAGGAUGUUUGUGUUUCUGAGUAAUCUAAUUGAGAAACUGUGCUUUGAGGGGAAACCUGUUCCUGAGUCACAUUAAAGAGAAAAAAAGCCAACCCAAGCCUUAAAAUACUAUGUAUUGAGAUAUUGUGAUACUUUGGUAAUGUACAGAUGUACAUGCUUCCCGAAUGUAAAUUGUUUGUAUAGCACAAAUGUGUAUUAUAUUACAUUAUUCUUUGAUAUAAGGCCCCAUGCUCUGGCAAGUCUAUCUUUAUUAAUGUGUCACAAUAUCAGCAUUAUUUUGUUUUUUCUUUCUCCUUUAAUAUUUUGAUACACUACAUAUUAUUUAUUAUGUUUUCAUGUUAUUUAGUUUUUACUGAACAGAAGCAAGUCUUCUGUCAUUUUUUUUUAAAUACUUUUAUACUACUUCUAAUCAGGCAUUAUUAUCUCUACUGAAAUUACUACAAUGUUCAACUGCAAAGUUGCCACACAUGCUGUGUCAUAUUUAAGUCAUAUGACUUUCUAAUACAAAGUUGUGCCCGAUACAAUAAAGAAAUAAAGCAAUGAA
Messenger RNA from Electrophorus electricus (electric eel), 2284 nucleotides. RefSeq names its product interleukin 11a (gene il11a). Gene Ontology annotation, cellular component: cytoplasm. The record is from RefSeq and is a predicted model, not a curated record. Gene Ontology annotation, biological process: positive regulation of MAPK cascade; positive regulation of cell population proliferation. NCBI's taxonomy places the organism in Eukaryota, Metazoa, Chordata, Actinopteri, Gymnotiformes, Gymnotidae. Gene Ontology annotation, molecular function: cytokine activity; growth factor activity.